GUGAAUCGUGCCAACUCUUUGGUUGGUGUUGCCGAGAGCGCAGCAAUUCCAGUGGGAUAUGUCGUGGACCGACGGCCGGACCAGCGUGCACACCUUCUCCGGUUGUCGACCGGCAUCGCGUUGCUGGCGGUGAUUUGUGGAAUCGUUGUUGUCGCAACGGACGAAAUGAUAGUCGUUUUUGCAAUGCUCAUUUGCUUUGGUCUUUUCAUGGAGCUUGCUUCAAGCGCUUCAGAGGCAAUCUUUGCAGAUAGUAUUCCUGCUGGCGAGCGUGCUGCGCUUUUUGUGACAAAGUCUGUGAUCAGCACAGUGGGUGCAGCAUGUGGCCCAGGCAUAGCAGCAGUUGGACUGGCGCUGCUGGGUGACAAGUGGGAGCCCUACCAGAUCAAGAUCAUUAUGGUGCUUGGCUUGUUGCUGAUGCUGCCUACGAUUCUCCCUUUGUUCAUCUUCCAUGACCCGAAGCUUUCCCCGGUAGCCAAUGGUGUCAACGGUGCCAGCCCGGAAAGCAGGCAGAGCACAGAGGAUGCUGAAAGCGCCCAGUCCAGCCCGAUCAGUAGAGCACGCUUGAAAUGCCUCAACUCCAAGCAUGUGCCUUUCAUCCUGGCGCUCUCGGACUUUAUCACCUGCAUCGGUGCUGGCAUGACUGUCAAGUUCUUCAAUCUAUUCUUUAUCCAGGACGAGCACUUCUCACCAGUUGCCAUCAGUUUACUUCAGACUGCCUAUCCUUUGGUCAUCGCUGGUUUCAUGAAAAUCACGGAGCGGUUGGCCAAACCACUGGGCCGUCCGCAAGCAUCGCUCACUUUCUUCAGUCUCAAUGUGCUGUGUCUCCUUCUGAUGGCAGAGGUCCGCUGGCUGCCGGCGUUGUUGCUUGUCUUCCUCGUGAGGGGUGGCAUGGCCAACAGCACCUAUCCGAUCGACCGCUCAAUCCUGAUGGACUUCACACCAUCUUCACAGCGCGGCAUGUGGAAUGCAGUGAGCAGUCUGACCUCCAUGACUUGGAGUGGCAGUGCUUUCCUGGGCGGUGUGCUUUCGGAUGCCCGAGACUACAGGUAUACUUUCCUCAUAACAGCCCUAGUGUAUGCCUCAGCAUGCCUUGUCUACUUGCCGCUGCUAUAUCUGGUGCCCCGAAAAGAGAAGGAAGCCGCGAAUGCGUCGGUCACAGCCUCAGCUGAACCCUGCAACGAUGUCAGCGCAAACAACCUGAGACAGUGGAAGCCCUUUGGCCUCUGCACCCAGGUCCGCAUAGGUCCGCCACUCGUAUCAGUGACAAUCAGUACAGUGUACAGCUACGCUUGCUUAGCCACACAAGCUUGUGCCUGUAGCAUCGAGAAAAAGGUCUAUUUGGCAGCUGUUGACCGAUGGGGGAAUGCGUGCUCCUUCAUCAAUUCCAAUUACAUGGGAUUUGGCACUGGAAUUGUGCCGGAAGGUUGUGGCUUCACGCUGCAAAACCGCAACUUGAUCGGUGGGCACAACUUCAUUCUGAAAGAAGGCCAUCCCAAUUGCGUGGGGCCAAGACAGUUCGGGGUGAAUGAGAGAGCCGCUGUGCUGGCUCACCGGAUCAGCAUGGCAGCGGACAGCAAGGAUCUCUUUUGCACCCUGGGCGUCAUGGGUGGCUUCAUGCAGCCCCAGGGCCACUUGCAGGCCAGCGAACAGAUGGCCCAAAUCGGGCAACGACCCGCAAACGUGCUUUGUGCAAUGGCGGAUUAUGGCUUAGAUCCACAAGCAGCGUUGGACCAGCCGCGUGUGGACAGUGUCAUCGGUGCGGAGAGCGCAGAAACUGCACAAUUGCUCCUUGAAGAAGGCUUGCCACAAGAGACGCAGGAUGGCUUGCGUGCUUUGGGCCAUGAUGUGGUUGUGGUGACUGGCUGGCAACGCCUUGUUUUCGGCCGCGGACAGGUGAUUUGCGGCGGCCUGAGGUGA
This is a messenger RNA of Cladocopium goreaui, 1917 nucleotides long. Lineage: Eukaryota; Dinophyceae; Suessiales; Symbiodiniaceae. The record is from the annotation of a GenBank genome assembly.